GUUGCAUAUCCCGGGAUAAAUGGGGAAAAGAGAGUUACAACGGGGAAAAACUGAGAAAAGCGUGGCUUGGAGAACAUAUCACGCUUUUGUCCUAUGACCCCCCCAAAAAGUUGCAGUAGGCACUGUGUUUUUCUGUAAGGAAUACCCCCCUCCCCCCCGGUAUUAUAGUUGCUUUGCUUGAGCUGCAGUUGCAGAGGUGGGUAGCCUACUGCUGAGGGAUGGGGUUAGAGAAGUGUGCACCAUCCGACUACCUGUGUGGCCCGGCGUGACAGUGAGGGAUCUGUGAUGUGUUGUGUCUUAGUGUGAACAUUUAUCCAAAGGAGGCAUGUUUCAUAAAUUCAUGGACACGACCAAUUGCGACUUUCACUGAUAACAUAAAAUAAGGCAUUGCACGCGCCAACAACUAUUUUCUGUGAGGAUGGCUUUGUAAUAACCCUGGCUCGUUACGUUCGUUGGGAUUCCCCGCAAUAUUCUCAACAAGAAAAAGAAAAAAGACGCAAAAAUGGACAAAGAAAGUGUAUCACAACAGUACGAGCCCGUCGCCGAGAUUGGGGAAGGUGCGUAUGGAAAGGUGUACAAGGCACGAGAUUUGAAGAACGAGGGACGCUUUGUAGCCCUAAAACGAGUUCGGGUACAGACGGAGGAGGAAGGGAUGCCCCUCUCGACCAUCCGUGAGGUGGCGGUACUGAGGCAACUGGAGGCAUUCGAACACCCCAACAUAGUCAGACUGUUCGAUGUGUGUACUGUGUCUCGGACCGACCGCGAGACCAAGCUGACCCUGGUCUUUGAGCACAUUGACCAGGACCUGACCACGUACCUGGAGAAAGCCCCUGAUCCUGGGGUGCCACCUGAAACUAUCAAAGAUAUGAUGUACCAGCUGCUGCAGGGCCUGGACUUCCUGCACUCACACCGUGUGGUUCACCGGGACCUGAAACCCCAGAACAUUUUGGUCACCAGUGGAGGACAGAUCAAACUGGCCGAUUUUGGCCUCGCCAGGAUAUACAGCUUUCAGAUGGCCCUGACCUCUGUGGUGGUGACGUUGUGGUACAGAGCCCCAGAGGUGUUGCUCCAGUCCAGCUAUGCCACCCCAGUUGACCUGUGGAGUGUGGGCUGUAUCUUUGCUGAGAUGUUCAGGAGAAGACCUUUGUUUCGAGGAAACUCAGAUGUUGAUCAGCUGGGCAAGAUUUUAGAUGUGGUCGGGGUUCCCUCGGUGGAGGACUGGCCCCAGGAAGUAGCCCUACCACAGAGUGCCUUCUCCCCACGACCCCCUCAGCCAAUCGGAGAACUUGUCCCUGACAUGGACGAGCUGGGGAAAUCUCUUUUACUCCAAUUCCUGGCUUUUAAUCCCUCCAGAAGGAUAUCAGCGUUUGCUGCUCUGACCCACCCCUACUUCCAGAGUGUGGAUAGUGACACUAAGAGUGUGUACACCCAGCCCAUCGGCAGCAACAAGCCCACCCUGGAGGAGAGAGCUGCCUGACAGCCCCCUGGCCAAGGACUGGACUGGCCUGACAGAGAGGGAGAGAAAGAGAGGGAUGGACACAAAGACUGAGAAAGAGAGCAAUAAACAGAGACAUUUGAUUCCAAAAGGCGACAGUGCUGUCUUCCACAAUUUACCGAUUUGAAUGCUGCUUUUUAGGAUACUUUUUAAAAAAAAGUUUAAACAAUGCAAGGACCCCUGAAGCUGAGAUGUACUGCCACCAGGGGAGAACCUCUGGAUGUCCAGGAGCUGCUGCCUCUUGUCUCUCCUUCCUUAGCUUGAGGAGAGGCUCCUCGGUGGGGGAACACCAAGCACCAAGGGUAGGUCGGCAUGGACCUCACCUGGAGCUCACCUUCACAACAACCGAGAGAGGUGACACACACACACACACAUUUUAAUCCAAUGCAGGAGGACCUCACACACUGCCUAGUGCUUCUUCUGGUCCAAACAAACACGUGUGUUUUGAUAUCACUGCCACCUACAGGUUGUCCUGUGUUACUGCAGGCCAGAGCAGGAUUUCUGAUGGGCUUCAUCUUAUAAGACUUUGACUGGUGCGAACAGAAAAGACUGAAAAUGUGUCACUUUGAGGUCCUCUUAUGGCAUCCGUACUUCAGUGUCAUAAACUGUGAUGAAAUCUGAUUGCCUCCAUUUGAGACUCUAUGUAUGACCUGAUGCACAGGGCAUAGUAAAGUGACUGUUGAAUGAGAAUAAGGUCGACGUACGCACUAUUCAGCACAAUUACAUUUGGCAUAAAAGCAUGAUUCUGUAUUUCCUAACUUAAUUUUAAAGUUAUUGACAGUUGAUGUCUUAUUUUCUAUUUUGUCUUAAUUUUAUUGGACUUUAACAACAUGUGGGAAUUUAAAUGUAAAUCUCUGGUAAGAUCUAGAAAGAAUACAAGGUAAUAUCCAAGGGAGGAAAGGUUUGAAAAUGUGAGGCAUGUAGAAUGGUAUAGAGCUAGAUACUGCACUAAUACUGUCAGUAGUGGUGAAUAGCUGGUUUUACUUGCAUAUCCAGCACACUGACAUGUGUAGCAGGAUAGUAGUAAGGUUAGUGUAGGUGUGGGUCAGUGAAAUGUUCUUCGUUGGGAGAUUUUUUAGAGAGAAAAGGCAGGCUGAUACGUCGGAUUCAGAGGAGGUUGAACAUUGUACCUGCUUCAUUUAGACUGAGUCUGUAAGGGUUACAUAGAAACAUACAGGGGUUCAUGUCGAAACACACAGCUGUUCUGUGGUAAGUUGUUUUAAGACCCUACGUAUUAUGCUCACUUUGAUUCAAUAUGACUAGCUAGAGUGCUUUCAGAGUUGCUCCCUCUGUGGGAUUGGAACUAGUCAAGGAAAAUAGUUUGUUUGUUUGUAAAACUUCUUACUGCACAGUAAUACAUCUAGACCAUAACUUUCCCUCUGGUAUAUCUAGUGCUGCUAGCACACAAAUACACUCAGGAUCUUAUUAGAAAUCAAAUCAGAAAUCAUUCUGACACACUUUGCACAUUCAUGAUUAGACUCCAUCAACUGUUUCAUUGGAUGAUGUUAAUUGAUCAACUGUUUCAUUGGAUGAUGUUAAUUGAUCAACUGUUUCAUUGGAUGAUGUUAAUUGAUCAACUGUUUCAUUGGAUGAUACUUGAUCAACUGUUUCAUUGGAUGAUGUUAAUGCUACAACAUGAUUGUGCUUCUAUACUCAUAUUACAGAAUUCCUGACCGUGUGAAUCAAACUGCACGUUUGCUACGAUACAGUAUGUUUGAUAUCUUACUUGUUUUUCAGUGUCGGGGCGCAUAUGGUUUAAUCUAAUACAUGAUAAAAUAAAAAAACACAUGAAAGAA
This is a messenger RNA of Salvelinus namaycush (lake trout), 3291 nucleotides long. RefSeq names its product cyclin-dependent kinase 6 (gene cdk6). Gene Ontology annotation, cellular component: nucleus; cyclin-dependent protein kinase holoenzyme complex; cytoplasm. The transcript is spliced from 8 exons. Gene Ontology annotation, biological process: regulation of cell population proliferation; protein phosphorylation; signal transduction. The record is from RefSeq and is a predicted model, not a curated record. Bases 503 to 1477 code for a protein of 324 amino acids. Lineage: Eukaryota; Metazoa; Chordata; Actinopteri; Salmoniformes; Salmonidae. Gene Ontology annotation, molecular function: ATP binding; cyclin binding; cyclin-dependent protein serine/threonine kinase activity.